AUGGCAGCCCAAGGAAUCAGGGAAGAAUAUGACAUUAUUGUUGCAGGAGGCGGCACUGCAGCAUGUGUCCUUGCUGGCAGGCUACAGAUGGCCGACCCGUCUCUCUCAAUCCUCAUCAUCGAGGAAGGCAGAGACAACUACGAAGAUCCAACGGUUCGAACGCCGGCUCUCUUCCUCGCCCACAUGGCGCCCGACUCAACCUCCGCUGUUUUUCUGCCUUCCAAACCCACCGAACAGGUCGCAGGUCGGUCCAUUAUCAUCCCCCGCGCUGCCAUCCUGGGUGGUGCCAGUUCCAUCAAUUUCAUGAUGUACUGUCGAGCCCAAGCAGUCGACUUCGACGAGUGGAAGACGGAGGGUUGGACUCGUAAGGAAAUGAUCCCGCUUUUGAAGAGGUUGGAGACCUAUCACACUCGCGUCACAAAGUUUGACGAAAGUGUUCAUGGCACAUCUGGGCCGAUCAAUGUAUCACUAGGUUCCUGGCCCAAGUCUGCGUACUCUUGUCAGUUCCUUCGGGCCGCUGCUCGCUGUGGUAUGCCUUUGAGGGAUGAUCUACAAGACCUGGAAACUGCGACUGGUUUCGAGCGGAUGCACAAAUUUAUCUCCCCGCAGGGAGUGCGACAAGACGCCGCCCAUACUUAUCUCCAUCCCUUGCUCCAUGACGGCGCUCAUCCAAACCUCAAAGUACUCCUACAUACCAAAGUCAGUCGCAUCCUAUUCGAUGACCAGAACCGAGCGACGGGUGUUGAGUACGUCGCCACAGCGCCACCGAGUUCUGGAAGCCCUCCAACCCCCGAGCAGGGAGUUGUCCGAGCCAGCAAGCUUGUCGUUAUAUGUGCAGGCGCUCUAGCCUCCCCUGCAAUCCUGGAGCGGUCAGGUAUUGGUGGACGAGACCACCUCGAGAAGCUUGGGAUCCCAGUCGUGAGUGAGCUGCCAGGCGUGGGUGAGCGAUACCAAGACCACCCAUUCAUACAUUACGCGUACAAGGCUUCGCUUCCUGAACACGAGACUCUGGACUGGUUUUUGCGUAACCCUGCAAGGGUUCCAGAGCUAAUGGCCCAAAGGAAUCUUGUUCUUGGGACCAAUGGCCUGGAAAUCUUUGGCCGAUGGCGGCCACAAGUUUCGGAGGUUGAGAAAAUUGGCAAUCCAGCCAUGAUCAAGCUCUGGCAGGAGGAAUUCGUGCCGCAUCCUUCAAAACCAUUGAUGCUCACUGGUUCUUUUGCUGGCUACCUUGGUCCUCCUACCGAUGUGCCACCCGGGCAGUAUUUUACGAUAGGCAACUAUAUCCCCUAUCCACGCUCUCGGGGCUCUGUCCACAUCACAGGAAGAGACGCCAAUGCACCGCUAGAAAUCAGCACUGGUUUCUUCGAAGGUCCGGGGGAAAUCGACUUGGACGUGCAUGUAUGGGCAUACAAACGAACCAGGGAGGUCGCUCGCCGCCUGGAUUGUUACCGUGGAGAGGCCCCGGUCGGACACCCGACUUUUCCCCCAUCCUCAAAGGCCGCUUUGGCAACUCUCGACAACAGUGCAGCAGAAGAGGCAGGUAAGCACGGCAAGCCGCUGGCAGACCUGGAAUAUUCGGCAGAGGAUGAUGAAGCGAUCAAGACCUGCAUCAGAGAGCGCAUUGCGACUGCGUGGCAUUAUCUGGGUUCUGCACCGAUGCGUCCCCGUGAGGAAGGAGGAGUUGUAGACAAAGAUUUGAAUGUGUACGGUGUCAGCAAGCUGAAGGUUGCAGCUGUGAACACCUCUCUACUUCUCAAAGUGUUCCGAUACCUGCUCGCCAUCAUAGGUCGACGACGUCGAGAGCGCCAUUCCCAUCCACGUGCGGGGCGCGGAACCAUCUUCGAUAUGGGUAAUGAAUCUUCCACCCCCGUUGACGAGGCCACGCCUCCCACCACGCUCUAUGCCCGGAACAUAGAAGCAGUGGCUCAAUACAUCAAAGAUAAGGAUAUCAAGAAUAUUGUAGUCAUGACUGGCGCAGGAAUCAGCACCUCGGCCGGAAUACCUGAUUUCCGCUCUCCUGACACCGGGCUGUAUGCCAAUCUUGCUCGCCUGAAUCUCCCAUACGCUGAAGCCGUCUUCGACAUCUCAUAUUUUCGAAACAACCCAUACCCAUUCUACACUCUCGCGCACGAACUGUAUCCAGGCAAAUACCGACCAACGGUGACCCACUCAUUCAUCAGCUUGCUUCACAAGAAGGGCCGACUGCUCAAGUUGUUCACUCAAAACAUCGAUUGCCUCGAGCGCGAAGCAGGAGUUCCCGGGGACAAGAUUGUGGAAGCACACGGUUCUUUUGCCACGCAGAGAUGUAUCGAAUGCAAGACGGAGUAUCCCGGUGACCGGAUGAAAGAGAUGGUUCAGAAGAUGGAGGUGCCACGCUGCAUUAGGAAGACGUGCUCUGGACUGGUAAAGCCGGAUAUCGUCUUCUUCGGCGAGGCUCUUCCAGAGUCAUUCCAUCGCAAUCGGAGCCUACCCGCCAAGGCAGAUUUAGCCAUUAUCAUGGGGACCAGUUUGACAGUUCAGCCGUUCGCCAGCCUGCCGUCGUUCGUCAGAGAAGAGACUCCGCGCGUGCUCAUCAAUUUGGAGAGAGUGGGAUCCAUCGGUUCAAGGCCGAACGACGUGCUGCUGUUAGGUGACUGCGAUGAGGGUGUCCGCAGAUUUGCAGAUGCUCUCGGCUGGCGCGAGGAGUUAGAAGAGCUAUGGGCCAGCACCAACCCGGAAGGGAACGUGAAGGAGGCGCAGGAAGUGCCUCCAAAAUCCAAGUGGGAGACACUGGAUGAUGAGAUUGAGAAAUUGACAAAGGAUAUUGAUGCCACACUCAAGGUCACCGCCGAGUCCAAUGAGAGGAUCAGGGCAGAACUGGAAAAGAGCAAUUCACAAAAGCCGCCGCCAUCUGCUGGUCCCUCGUCCGACACGCCAACAGCGCCCACGACGUCUUCCAACUCUGGGCUAAGUCACGUUUACCCUCACCUGAAAGCGGACAAACCUGAGAAACCUUCUCUCUAG
Messenger RNA from Fonsecaea erecta, 3003 nucleotides. RefSeq lists its product as hypothetical. The record is from RefSeq and is a predicted model, not a curated record. Bases 1 to 3003 code for a protein of 1000 amino acids. Gene Ontology annotation, molecular function: NAD+ binding; flavin adenine dinucleotide binding; oxidoreductase activity, acting on CH-OH group of donors. The transcript has 5 exons. NCBI's taxonomy places the organism in Eukaryota, Fungi, Ascomycota, Eurotiomycetes, Chaetothyriales, Herpotrichiellaceae.